UACCAGGACCUCUUCGAUUCAUGUAGUUUUGUUUGUCUGCGACUUUCUACCCUGAGCUGUCUCAUCAAAAUGGGUGGUUUAAGGUCCGAUUUCAUCACCACCAUUAUCUGUUUGGCCUUUGCUUCAGUGCAAGUGAGAGGAGAUAUAACCGACGGAAACCCGGAACAUCUUAAAAGAGAACAUUCGUUGAUGAAACCGUACCAAGGUGUUGGAAGCAGCCCCUCGAGUCAGUGGGACUUCUCUGGCAGCACUUUGGUGACAAGCUCGUAUGUCAGACUAACUCCAGAUGAGAGGAGCAAGCAGGGAUCCAUCUGGAAUACUGUGCCUUGUUUCCUGAAAGACUGGGAGAUGCACGUGCAGUUUAAAGUUCACGGAGCCGGAAAGAAGACUCUCCACGGAGAUGGAAUUGCCAUCUGGUACACCAAAGACAGACUGCAUCCUGGACCCGUCUUUACCAACAAUGCCAUCUUCCACGGGCUGGCAGUUUUUGUAGAUACUUACUCUAACGAUGAUGCGACUGACAGGUCUUUCCCGUACAUUUCAGCCAUGGUCAACAACGGCUCCCUGAGGUACGACCACGGCAUGGAUGGCCGCCGGACAGAGCUGGGUGGCUGCUCUGCUGAGAUCCGUAACAAGGAUCACGACACGUACCUCGCCAUCCGUUACUCCAAAGGCAGACUCACCGUGAUGGUGGACGUGGAGGACAAGAACGAGUGGAAAGAAUGCAUCGAUAUUGGCGGCGUGCGUCUUCCAACUGGGUAUUUCUUCGGCGCCUCUGCCACCACAGGAGAUCUAUCCGAUAACCACGACAUCAUCUCCAUGAAGCUCUACCAGCUGAUGGUGGAACACACGGCAGAGGAGGAGAACCAGGACUGGACCAAGAUCGAGCCCAGCGUCAGUCUUCUGAAGUCGCCUAAAGACAACAUUGACGAUCCCACUGGAAACUUCCGUGGCACGCCGCUCACAGGCUGGAAGGUCUUCCUCCUGCUGCUUUGCGCCCUGCUGGGCAUCGUGGUGUGCGCCGUGGUGGGAGCUGUGGUCUUCCAGAAGAGACAGGAGCGAAACAAGAGGUUCUACUGAGGAGACACGGACGAGUCAUCACGGAAUGAACUGUUUCCCGGUGACCGACUGAGCACACUCAAUGUGAAACGUUUUUCUUAAAGAUUGUACAAUGUUUGUAUCCUUAAAGCACUGGGAGUGACGGUCUUUAACCCUCGCUUGCAAGACGGUGUCCGUGAUUAGCGCCGUCUCAGUCUCCGUCUAAAUUCUCUGGAAUUUCACUUUAAUGUCUCAAAAUCUCAUCGUUUUUCAUGAAGUCUUCUCAGCGAUGUGAUUGUUUAUUGACAGAAACACAAACCAGGGCACUUGAUUCUCCUGGUAGCUCCUGAGACCUGAUCCUGCGUUGACAUAAAAGUCCUCUACGUCUUUGUUAUUGACUUGUGUUGAAGUGAUGAAAAGCGCCCUCUGUUGGUGGUUUGAGACCUUUGUCUUCUGACUCGUCUGUUAAAUGAUCACGACUGAGGUCAACUGAUUCAGAUAAGUGAGGUUUUCCGACCUCAUUGAUUUUGAGGAUUACAGUCGGAUGAACACUUGAGAUUGGAUUUCUGUCAUGAGUUAUCGCAGCUGUGAAAGCUAAUACUGGACCCUGAAAUACUGAGCAGUACACAGUGUCAGCAGGUGUGAAAACAAUUUAGCAGCACUUCUCCCUUGUGGCCUCGGUAUAAACCCCUUAGGUUUGGUCACCAUUGCCCCGAUGUGUUGAGAUGAAAACGUGAAAACCGCCCGUCAACAUGAAAGCCACUCUUCUGAUUCAUGUUACUUUACUUCUCUGUGAAGCAACUCUGAAGUGUUAUCUGUUAAAUUUCAGUCCCUUCAGCUUCACUAACAUGGGAGCAGUGAUCUUAAAUCAGUGUGUGUCUGUAUUUUGACUGGAUUGUUUGUACUCCCGUCCAAACGCUUUGGAAACUCCGAUUUGCUCUGUUAAUGCUGGAAGUGCUGCUGUCGAGUUCCUUUGUGCUUCACAUACCGCCAAAAUCAACGGGCAUGGUUUGUUUCAAUUCUGGGUUUGUAAGCGCCAUGUUGGGUUCUGUGGUGGGAGGAAAAAUAAAUUCUGGGUUUGUAAACACGACGUUGGGUUCUGUGGUGGGAGGAAAAAUAAAGUUGAGACAGUGUGAUGAGAGCGCAGCGCUGACUGUGUGAAGGGCGGAUUCUCAUCCACAUGAUCUUUUCUCUCAUCUCCUGAAACGCAAGGUAAGAGGUUUGACACGUGUGCCAGACUGCAUCUUCUCCACCUGUCACUCCUCUGUUUUUACAGAUGCAGUGCCCAGGAGUCGGACUGGACAUGGUCCGGUCUCUAUUGAAGGUCUUGGCUCCACACCUGCGCACCAGACCUGAUAAAGACUUGCGCAUCGAAGGAUUGGACCUGCUACAGAGACAGCUUGGUGAUGACACAGCUGUGUCCUUCCGUCCUGCCGACACUCUCUUCUUCACCUCCAUCAUUGUCUACCCUCUCUCUUCCUUUCCCACCCACUUUAUACAGCUACUCUGUCCUGCUUCUUCUGACGUCUGUUGAUUUCUUUUUUUCCUCUGUGCGCAUUCAAAGUACUUGUAGAGCGAUACAUUACAAAUUGAACUUGGUUUAUUUGUUCAUGAAUAUUCAUUUAAUUCAUGGCUGAUGCAACAUUUUAAAGCAUAUUGUCCCACACAUCUUCUGCCUCCCACCUUUUGCCAGCAGAUGGCGCUAUUGUAUUGGUAAAGUCUCUGCUGUGCGCCUGUCAGGGAGGAAUAGAACCAGAUCAUACGUUUUUUUCUAUUGAUAUUUCAGCAGCUGAAGUUGUUUCGGAACGUGAUGCUUGGGCGUGUGUGCUCCGUCAUGUGAGUCUGUGAGAGUUAAAUGAGGUAUUUUCCCGACUGCUGCUGUUGCAGUUCUUGAUCGUUUAGACUCCUGUUGGUCUUUCUUUUGCUCUUUAACGUUCAUCUGGCUAGUCAGAUGAGUUGAGCAGCUCAUGACCUUAGUUUGAGUAUGUUUCUUUAACGUCACCAUUAGCACAGCUGUGGUAGCUGUUGCUUGUAUCCAGUUCAUUUUACAUGAGAGAGUUGCUUCGCUGAUUUCGAUGCAAAGAGUGUGGCGAGGAGGAGACCUCUGUCAGCUCGUUCAUGUGUUCAUUCACAAAUCUGUUUAAAAUCAGAGUCUCCUUUUUCAACGGCUGCAAUAUUUGAAAACCUGUCACAAGAGUGGCUGCACACGGGGAACCACCACCACCUGCAGGCGCCAGCCCCGCCGCCGCCGUCCUCUGGUCAAACACGUGACGGAGCGUUCAUGUCUCACUGACUUUCAUUUCCACGUCUGAAAGCUGCAGUUUUUGCCUAUGGGCAGACUCUACUGUUUGAUACAUCCAUGCACGCUGCAUGUGUUUCAACCCCCAAGAGCUCUGCAUAUCACCGUGACCAAGACUUUGCUUGUCGCCUUCCUCCUCUUCAUCUCCAACCUUCUUGCUCCAUCUCUGUCACUCCUCUCCACUAACCAUCUGCCCUCCCUAACCUUUUCUUCUAACUUCUCCCUCACUGACAACCUCAGUAUCUUCAUCUCUGACUCCAGAGUCUCAACAUGUGCUAAAGAGUAAAGUAAGACUUCACUUAUAUCAUGAUCUAUUUUUUAAAAACACACUUCCUGCAUCACCACCUUCUGUCCUGCCUCUAGUCAUUUCUUGAUUUAAUAUAUGGUCUGCAGACAUGUGAUGCUGCUCGACUUGUUAAAAAAUAUAUAUGCUGUUUUUCCUUCUGCCCUGAGGCUCAAUGUGUCCCUGAUUCAUUCACAGCCAAUUUACACCUCUCACUCUGGUUUGAUGGAUGAGUCGUGGUGAGUGUUUGUGGGUCUUGCCUCCUGUUCUUUAGGACUUCUCGAUUAUAGUGACCCAUUCUUGCCCCAACGCUCUCUCUGUGGCCUCCACUUGGUCCAGAUCUGGACACAGUGGUGCGUCUUCCACCAGAGCUCUGCCUUCUCCUAGACACACACUUCAACAGAUUGGCCUUGAAGUGAUGUUGUUUGCAUUUAGGAUGAAGAGCCGAUUGUUUUCAUGGAUCUUGAUGAAGACCUUGAA
This is a messenger RNA of Synchiropus splendidus (mandarinfish), 4100 nucleotides long. RefSeq names its product lectin, mannose-binding 2 (gene lman2). Bases 70 to 1080 code for a protein of 336 amino acids. Gene Ontology annotation, cellular component: Golgi membrane; endoplasmic reticulum membrane; endoplasmic reticulum-Golgi intermediate compartment. The record is from RefSeq and is a predicted model, not a curated record. Lineage: Eukaryota; Metazoa; Chordata; Actinopteri; Syngnathiformes; Callionymidae. Gene Ontology annotation, biological process: endoplasmic reticulum to Golgi vesicle-mediated transport; endoplasmic reticulum organization; Golgi organization. The transcript is spliced from 9 exons. Gene Ontology annotation, molecular function: D-mannose binding.